CUAUUUGUGAUCUUCCAUGAAAAUGUAGUAUGAUGAUAAAUGCUGCUCCUUUAGUGUGUAGGUUAAGGAAAACUAUUGUGCUUUUUCCGAAAAGACGAUAUUUUAAAGUACUCUAAACUACUGGAGGUGGAUUCAAACUUGGGUGCUAAGGGAUAUCGCUGUAAUCUUCUUAGAUUGAAAACACAGUGGAUAAAAUGAGAUCCCAUAAGUUUCUUUUUUUCCGUGGUCGGUGAUCUGAUGAGCUUAUUACCUACUGAACAUGCCAAGCCAGUGACCAUUGUUGUUGGUUCUCAUGUUUGGGUUGAAAAACCAGAAUCAGUUUGGAUUGACGGUGAAGUACUAAAUAUUAAGGGUGAUGACGCUGAGAUUCAAACUAGUGAUGGGAAUAAGUCGACCUACUUUCAUUUUGUCCAGGUUGUAGCAAAGCUGUUAAAAAUAUACCCAAAAGAUACAGAAACUCCUCCUGAUGGACUUGAUGACAUGACUAAGCUAGCAUACUUGCAUGAACCUGGAGUGCUUCACAAUUUGGCAACUAGAUAUGAGAUAAAUGAAAUUUAUACUUACACUGGAAACAUUCUCAUCGCCAUCAAUCCAUUCCAAAGUCUCUCACAUCUGUAUGAUGCUCAUAUGAUGGAACGGUAUAAUGGAGUGCCAUUUGGAGAACUGAGCCCUCAUGUUUUUGCAAUAGCAGAUGCUGCAUACAGGGAAAUGAUUACUGAGGGAAAAGGCAACUCGAUUCUGGUUAGUGGGGAAAGCGGAGCUGGUAAGACUGAAACAACUAAAAUGCUUAUGCGCUACCUUGCCUAUUUGGGUGGUAAUGCUGCAGCUGAAGGGCGGAGUGUUGAACAAAAAGUUUUAGAAUCAAAUCCAGUUCUUGAAGCAUUUGGCAAUGCUAAGACUGUUAGAAAUAACAAUUCCAGCCGCUUUGGGAAAUUUGUCGAGAUUCAAUUUGAUAAACGUGGUAGAAUAUCAGGGGCAGCCAUUAGAACAUAUCUCUUAGAGAGAUCUCGUGUUUGCCAGAUUUCGGAUUCAGAGCGUAACUAUCACUGUUUUUAUCUUCUUUGUGCUGCUCCACCUCAGGAAACAGAGAAAUAUAAGUUGGGAGAACCUAAAUUAUAUCACUAUCUGAAUCAAUCAAAUUGCUAUGAACUUGAUGGAAUAAGUGAUCAACAUGAUUAUCUCGCCACUCGGAGAGGCAUGGAUGUUGUUGGAAUAAAUGCAGUAGAACAGGAGGCUAUUUUCAGAGUUGUAGCUGCAAUUCUUCACCUUGGUAAUAUAGAUUUUGCCAAUGGGGAAGAUAAUGACUCAUCUGUUCUGAAAAAUGAUGAAUCCCUUUUUCAUCUUCAAAUGACAGCAGAACUUCUCAUGUGUAAUCCUCGGGCAUUGGAAGAUGCACUGUGUAAGCGUGUAAUGGUUACUCCAGAAGAAAUUAUUAAAAGAAGUCUUGAUCCCCUUGGCGCAACAGUUAGCAGGGAUGGAUUGGCCAAAACUAUAUAUUCUCGUUUGUUUGACUGGUUGGUGGAUAAGAUCAAUUUCUCAAUUGGACAAGACCCUAGCUCAAAAUGUCUGAUUGGUGUUCUUGAUAUAUAUGGUUUUGAAAGCUUCAAAACUAACAGUUUUGAGCAGUUCUGUAUUAAUUACACUAAUGAAAAGCUGCAACAACAUUUCAACAAGCAUGUAUUCAAGACGGAACAAGAGGAAUACACUAAAGAGGAAAUCAAUUGGAGCUACAUAGAAUUUGUGGAUAAUAAAGAUGUCCUGGAUCUCAUUGAACAGAAGAAAGGUGGGAUUAUUGCUCUACUUGAUGAAGCUUGUAUGUUUCCAAAAUCAACUCAUGAAACAUUUUCAACGAAGCUGUAUCAGACAUUCAAAGAUCACAAACGCUUCAUCAAGCCAAAACUGACCCGCUCAGAUUUCACCAUUGUUCAUUAUGCAGGAGAAGUACAAUAUCAGUCUGAUCAAUUCCUAGACAAAAAUAAAGACUAUAUUGUUCCUGAACAUCGAGAUUUGUUGAGUGCUUCAACAUGUUCUUUUGUAGCAGGCCUUUUCCCUCCACUUACUGAGGAGGCAACCAAAUCUUCCAAGUUCUCAUCCAUCAGUUCUCGUUUCAAGCUACAACUCCAACAAUUGAUGGAAAUACUAAAUUUUACAGAACCCCAUUACAUAAGAUGUAUAAAGCCGAAUAGUGUCUUAAAGCCUGCUAUAUUCGAGAAUGUUAAUGUCUUGCAACAGCUACGUUCUGGUGGUGUUUUAGAGGCUGUGCGAAUAAAAUGUGCUGGAUACCCUACUUACAGGAGUUUUUCUGAAUUUUUAACUCGAUUUCGUGUCCUGGCCCCGGAAGUUUCAAAAAUGGAUUGUCCUGAAAAUGAAGCCAGCGAAAAGAUUCUGGUGAAGAUGGGGCUUAAAGAUUAUCAGAUAGGGAAAACAAAGGUUUUCCUAAGAGCUGGUCAGAUGGCUGAGCUAGAUGCAAAGAGAAUACUCUUACUCGGUGACUCAGCUAAGGUGAUUCAAACCCGGGGCAGAACUUGUAUUACUCGUAAGAAGUAUGUUUCUACACUGGAGGCUUCUAUUUGCGUGCAAUCAUUUUGUAAAGGAGAACUGGCUCGCAAGUUAUUGAAGCUCAAGAAGCGGGAGAUUUCUGCAGUUAAAAUUCAGAAGACUGCCCGUAAACGCCUGGCGAGAAAAGAUUAUCUCAGAAUAAAGUUCUCUUCGACUAUCUUACAGGCAGGCGUGCGGGCAAUGGCUGCCCGUGAUGAAUUUAGAUAUAGGGUUAAUGCGGCAAUUAUUAUUCAGACAGGUUUACGGGCAAUGGCUGCUCGUGAAGAUUUUAGAUGUAAAGUUAAUGUGGCAGUUAUUCAGACUGACUUGGAAGCAAAAGGAGAAGAAACAACAAAGUUGGAGUCCUCCGUGCAAGCUAGUACUGACUUGGAAAAAGAAAAGGUUAAAGAGGCAACAAAUGCGGAGUCCCCCCUUCUUACUAAUGUAAGCAGAGGUGUUGAAAUAGAUGUGUUGUCUAAAAGUCAGGUUGCACAGGUAGAAACUGAAGACGCAUGCUCUAUGACCAAAGAUCUUUCAAGUCCUGAUCAAAAUGCUGAAAGAGUUAAAACUCUUACUGCAGAGGUUGAAAGUCUGAAGGCCAUGUUGCAAGCAGAAAAACAAAGAGCCAAUGAGUGUGAAAGGAGGUUUGUAGAAGCUCGGGUAUCAAGUGAGGAAGGACGUAAAAAAUUAGAGGAAACUGAAAGAAUAGUUCAUCAACUUCAGGAAUCUUUGAACAGGAUGAUAUAUUGCAUGUCAAACCAAGUUUCGGAGCUGAAAACAAUCUUAUCUACCGUGUCCAAGUCAAGUUCAACAACUUCAGGACCUUUUGUUAGACAUGAAGGGUUUGAUAGCAUUUCCAGUAACUCUGAAUGUUCAUCCGCCGACUCAGAUUUCACUUUUCCAGCUCCAGCUACAAGUUCAGCUAACUUUUCCUCUCUUGGCCCCAAUUCUAUCCAGCUUAUAGUUCAGGACGUUUCAGGCAUAGAAGUUUCAGGAUCCGAAAGUGAGAAGGAGGGGGCUUUUGAUGACUUCUUCUGACGGAGCUUGUUCUAAUUAUUUUUCUUCCUUCUUGCUUAGAUUUGGGUCUCUCAUUAAACGUCAGACUUCUGGCACUGUAAAUAGAUCGCCAGACUUGAACAUAUACGUCCCAUAUGCUUCAUACAGGAUCAUAGACCGACAAGUUUCUCUCAGGAUUAUAUAGAUCAAUUAGUCAGGUAGCAUGUAGCAAGGAUCAAGUGUAGUAAACUUUAGAGUAGUACGUAGUCGGAGCUCAUUCACUAACGUCCUUUGUGAUUUCAUUUCGCCCUGAUAACUGGCCACGGCGUUAACGUGUGCAUAAGAAUCCUCCUCCAGUUUUACUGUUAACAUUUCACUGUAAUUGAUUGUAUCAGAUAGCUUCAAUGUGUUAAUUUAUCUCAACUCAGUAUAUAUUUUGUGGUA
This is a messenger RNA of Pyrus x bretschneideri (Chinese white pear), 3978 nucleotides long. RefSeq names its product myosin-16-like. Gene Ontology annotation, molecular function: actin filament binding; ATP binding; microfilament motor activity. Gene Ontology annotation, cellular component: cytoplasm; vesicle; myosin complex. The transcript has 27 exons. NCBI's taxonomy places the organism in Eukaryota, Viridiplantae, Streptophyta, Magnoliopsida, Rosales, Rosaceae. The record is from RefSeq and is a predicted model, not a curated record. Gene Ontology annotation, biological process: pollen tube growth; vesicle transport along actin filament; actin filament organization. The coding region runs from base 238 to 3576 and encodes 1112 amino acids.